This is a messenger RNA of Belonocnema kinseyi, 2289 nucleotides long. RefSeq lists its product as uncharacterized. The record is from RefSeq and is a predicted model, not a curated record. The coding region runs from base 225 to 1622 and encodes 465 amino acids. The transcript is spliced from 4 exons. NCBI's taxonomy places the organism in Eukaryota, Metazoa, Arthropoda, Insecta, Hymenoptera, Cynipidae.
GCGAGUAAAACAAUGGAAUUCUCUUCCUAAAAGUCGCAAACUUAUACGUCACUUUUUUUCAUUUAUGAGAACUGCCUCUCUAUAGCUUGACAAAAUGUCGAAGUAAUAAGAAAUUGUGCUGAUGAAUUAAUUUAAAAAUUUUACGAUCAAGUAUGCAUUUAAGUGAUUGUUAAGUUACAAAACAAAAAUUGCAAGUAGACGAGUGGAAGUUUGGCGCGAAAGAAAUGCUUCUUCGAUUGUCAGUGGUAUUGUUCCUGACGAUGUCACCGAUCAGCGGAAGUUAUGACGGAUGUGGAGGCAGAUUGGAGCGCGCUUUGGAUGCUCUUCACAGAGAAUCGAUUAGAAGAAAUAGGCUUGAUGAUGAUGAUAAUAGCGUCUAUCAUCAACAACUGCAUACAGCACCACUCGAGAUGACUGUUUCUCGAGUUGCCGUAAAGCUCCCACAGGAUUCGACUACGCGUAGUGGACCUUGGGCUCAAGUUGAAAAGUGUGCAUAUCAGCCAAAUGACAACUCAAUUCACACUCGGGUUGUCUUCAACGACUUGUCAGUUUCAGGACUAGUCUCCUUAGUUCCACGUGAUUAUCGAGCUAACUUUCCGUCAGAAUCUUGCAGAAUGACUUUAAGACUGAGACGUGCUGGUAUUGAAUUUUACACGAGUCCCAUAGCUCGAGGGCGGGGAACAAUGCGUAUUCGAACUGAAUCUAGUUUCAUGGAACCAAGAUUUGCUUCGAUUUAUGCAUAUGGAUGUCGGCCUACUACUAGGGUUGACAAGCAAAUUAAAAGACAGGAUAAAUUGCCACCGCAUCAGAAACCGGAUGACGAGGUAAUUCCCAUAGCAACAGCCACAAGUUACGACGCAGCAGAACCGCGCGAGUUGGUAGGUGUCGCAAACGAAGAAGAUAUUGCAAUAGUUAACGAAAGUCGUCAAUCUCGAGCGUUAUAUGCCCCUGAUGCUCGGUUAGGAAUCUGGCGGAAGAGUAAGUGGAUUACGAGGGCAGAUAAUCGUAAAAGGAGAUCAGUGGACAAUCUUCUCUCUCAUAAUUUAGAACUACCUAACAGUAAUAUCAAUAAAACGAGCAUCGACAAUCACACUGAAAACCGACCACAAAUAGGAAAUCCUCAACCAACAAGUAUCUACCAAACCACAACAACUUUGAGCCAAACUCAGCUUGCUCAAAAUUUAUCUGAUGGAACCGAAGUCGAGAAGUCUUCGGAAGUGAUCACCCCAAAUGAUUUUGUAGCGGCUCUAGCUAAAAAACGGGCUGGUAGGCUAAAAACGGAUCCCUUCAAUUUGACGACUGAUGGAAAUUUGACUCAAAUUCCAAGAUGGAAAGCAGAUUCGCCUGAAAAGACGGAUAAGGACGGCCAGAAGGAAGAAAUCGAGGUUCCACAAAAGGAGACUCCGCGGGAAACGAGAGAGAUUCUUGAUGAGCAACUUGCUGAUAAUUUGGAAGGGCUUAGUCGGGACUGGCAGUCGAGAGAGAAUGUGGCUAGAGAAAUGGAGGAUGUGUUUCUGCGAGGAGCGAGUCAAGCUUUAACUCAAUAUAUUGAAAAGCAAUUGCACCCAGCUAUCAAAGAAACCCUUAUGCUCUCCAUGGGUUAUACCAUAAGCUACGGCUGAAGAUGAAGAACAGUAAGAUGAUUUUAGGAUGAUGAGUUGGUUGACUUUACACAUGACCUAAAAUGAAACCGUGGCCAGUCACUAUUAAUAAUGGGCGAUCCACGACUUGUUCUCAUAACUGUUUUAGGACUAGUCAUGGACCCUUGAUAACAUAUUGUUAGUAAUAUGUAUGCAAUAAUCGAGAAGAUGGCAGUGAGGUUAAUUACUUCUGCAAUUUCGUGUACACUCUCUCGAAAAUCUCUUGCAAUCCCAUGCACCUUUUGCAAACCCACGCACCUUUUGCAAACCCACGCACCUUUUGCAAACCCACGCACCUUCUGCAAGCCCAAGCACAUUCUUCAAACCCAUAUAGCUUUUGCAAUCCCAUGCACCUUUUGCAAAUCCAUGCAACUUUAUGCCUCCUACCUUGUGAGCCCUCCUUACGAAAAAAUUGUAAGGAAAAUUCAAAAUAGGUCAAUAAUGAUUUUCCUAUCAUGAAUUUCUUAUAAUUUUUUCGCGAUUCUUGAAAAACUAUUAUAGCAAACAAUUAUAAGAAAAUCAGAAUAGAAAUUAAGAGUAUUAAAAAUUAUAAGAGAAUUUAUGGAGAAAAAAAUAUUUCUAGGGAUUAAAAGUUUUUUCUAGAUAUUUUUAAUGAAUACCUGAGCUUAAUUCAAAUCAUAUUUAAGGA